Molecule: messenger RNA, 531 nt
Organism: Ceratina calcarata
Lineage: Eukaryota; Metazoa; Arthropoda; Insecta; Hymenoptera; Apidae
Gene: Tim10
Product: translocase of inner membrane 10
Exons: 1
Coding region: 232-507 (91 amino acids)
Biological process (GO): protein insertion into mitochondrial inner membrane
Cellular component (GO): mitochondrial inner membrane
Source: RefSeq, a predicted model, not a curated record
AAGUAUCAGUUAAAAAAUUAACUUUUUACAGGGCAUUAGCAACUUGUGUAGGAGUAUAUACUUUUAUAAAAGCGAGAGAACGUAUACACGAGAGAAGAUACCAAAGAAUGAAAGAAAGACAACGUGCACGUGCUAUUGAGAGUAAUUGAAUCGUUGAUACAUAUACUAAAAGUAAUUGUAAAAUAUAAAUAACUAAGUAACGUAUUGAGUGUGCAAAAAAGCAAUACGAAAAUGGCUGGAUUACCUCAAUUUAAUGAAGAACAAUUGAAAUUAGUACAAGAUAUAGAGAUAGAAAUGAUGACUGAUAUGUUCCAUCGUAUGACAUCUGCUUGUCACAGAAAAUGUAUACCGCCAAAGUAUACCACUGCAGAAUUGAGUAAAGGAGAAUCUAUAUGUCUUGAUCGUUGUAUUGCUAAGUACUUGGAUGUUCAAGAACUCAUUGGUAAAAAGCUUCAACAAAUUUCUAUGCAAGAUGGGAAAAUUGUAGAACAACCAAAAUUAAAUUAAAGACGACAUUAAUAAUAAUUUUAA